AUGGACCCACCAAUUCCGACUACGACGACGACUGCAAUAGACGGAGACGAAGAUUGGGAACUUUGCAACGACGAUGGGUUCGUUUACAAGCGACGCCGUAUCUUCUGCUCAGAGGAGAACACCGGCGCCGGGGAAACUUCCAAACCGCCGGAUCCGGAGUUAGAUCCGGCGGUAGAGGAGAGGAAUCGAAGGAUACGUAGGAAGAGAAUACUGGUGAAGCUCAAGAGAAAGUACCAGAGGGAGAUCGAGCAGUGGGAGAUUUUGUCGAACAGCUUAAAUGCUAUGCAAGACAAGGCUGGUCGAUUUCAAACGCCGCAGCAGCGAGAAGAGAGGUUAAAUGCCAGCGAAACGACGUCGUCUCCGGAGUCUCGAGCUCGAGAUUAUGACGGAGAAGAUGCUUCCGCGACGCCGUCGUCUGUGCUCGACGAACUUCUUUCUAUGGCAGAGGCACAAGAAGCCAUAAUCAACGACGUCUCACACCUGUGUCCAGUUGCAGAAAACAUAUGUAGAGAGGAAGAAGAAGAAGAAAAGAAGCAGUCUUUCUUUGAUCUUGAUGUAUGGAGCUCACCAACGAGUCUAAUGGUGUCACUUUGUGCCGAUUAA
Messenger RNA from Thlaspi arvense, 603 nucleotides. The record is from the annotation of a GenBank genome assembly. NCBI's taxonomy places the organism in Eukaryota, Viridiplantae, Streptophyta, Magnoliopsida, Brassicales, Brassicaceae.